GCACGAGCACUAGGGGGCGGGGCUGGCUAGAGAGCGCACCAAGAAAAGAGAGCGGGCUAGGCCCGAGGCAGCUGGGCUCGUCAGUGCGCACGAGGAGCGGUAGUCUUGGAACGAAGCAUAGCUGCGGAAGAGUGGGGCUCAGGACUUCAGCUGAGCCCGCCAAGAAAGGAAGAUGGGAAGAUGAGACUACUGAAGAGACAGACGUAUGCGUCUCGUGCGUGCGCUAGAGAAGGGGCGGGGACUAGGCGGAACCGGAGGCGAAAGAGGGGUCCAGAAGACUGUUACAGUUUUGGAGAAGCCCCCAGUACCCAGGAGGAGCCUGGAGCCAUGGGCCCGGACGGGAGCCUCUAUGACUGUGACAACCCCCAAAUCUGGAAGGCCGUGCUGGGCUGCUACAAAGAGGCGGUCAGAGCCAAAGAGGGCAAGUCCCGGAAACUUGUUGCUUUGGAUGCAUGGUAUCAGGAGGAGCUGCCAGAAUCUAUAAGAGAGAGAAAAGAGAAAUACUUAACUCGAGAUGAAUUGGUGAAGCUGAUGGACUGGAAGCUGACGAGGGGCCAGUUCAGACCACGACUGCAGAAGUUGGUGGCCACUAAUCCGGAGGAGCUGGUAAAGCAGUGCACCGCUGCAGCGUUCUCUCUGCUGCCCAACGUGGAAGCUGCCAUCACAGAGCUGAACCAGCUUAAGGCCGUGGGACCUGCCACUGCCUCUGCAAUCCUGACAGCAGGUGCCCCAGAGACCACAGCAUUCAUGGCAGAUGAGGCCAUGGCUGCUGUCCCUGACCUCCCAGUGCUACAAUACACUAUCAAACAUUAUAUCCUCUACCUGGACAAGAUCCGGGCCUGUGCUAGGAGACUGAACCAAGUUGAUGCUUCAUCAGAGUGGACUCCUCACCAAGUAGAGAUGUGCCUCUGGACCUGGACUGUGGCCCAAAGACUGUGUCCCACAGUCCUGCCCCACAUUUCUUGGAAAGCCCCCAAAGUCAGGGAAGGUGCUGAAGAUGUCAGACCCUCCAAGAAACGAAAGGCUAGUAUUCACUGAUCCUGGACAUCUAUAUGCUGCACCCACAGAGAAAUGCCUCAAGCCACAGUCUGAAGCCAGACAUCCUCUACUCCUACCUAUGGGGCUCAGGGCAGAGUUGCCACCGACACCCAUUAAAGUGCCUACUGUCCUGA
Gracilinanus agilis (Agile Gracile Mouse Opossum) is the source of this 1172-nucleotide messenger RNA. RefSeq lists its product as uncharacterized. Bases 181 to 1038 code for a protein of 285 amino acids. The transcript is spliced from 6 exons. NCBI's taxonomy places the organism in Eukaryota, Metazoa, Chordata, Mammalia, Didelphimorphia, Didelphidae. The record is from RefSeq and is a predicted model, not a curated record.